Polyodon spathula (Mississippi paddlefish) is the source of this 1580-nucleotide messenger RNA. It is a transcript of the gene ccdc86, whose product is annotated as coiled-coil domain containing 86. Gene Ontology annotation, cellular component: nucleolus. The coding region runs from base 168 to 1199 and encodes 343 amino acids. NCBI's taxonomy places the organism in Eukaryota, Metazoa, Chordata, Actinopteri, Acipenseriformes, Polyodontidae. The transcript is spliced from 4 exons. The record is from RefSeq and is a predicted model, not a curated record.
GAUGUCUAUGGUCAGAGACGCGUGUAAAGUGCGAGCUGGGGAUCUCUCUCCUCCCCCUCUGGUGAUAUCCACGCGUGUGCGUGUUUUUGCAGCAGGUUUCCGUCGCACGCAAACUUUGCUUUUUGCUUAAAGAAUUUUGCAUUAAAAUCAUCUCACCGUCCACAGCAAUGCCGCGGCGCAGUCAAAGAACCAAACCCGAACUGGAGCCUCCGCAGACAUCGGAACCGCCCACGGGAGCCGAGCUGGGACUGGAGCCGGAGGGAACAGCGACCCGAAGCAGGACUGCCCGCCGCAGCCGGGUCACGGUGCCGGAACCGGGGCAAACUCCCACCGCCAGUAAAACACGCAGCCGAAAAUCGGUGCACGUUUUUGAGACUGCUGCUGGCGGAGCGGAACCGGUUAUUGAAACCGAAGAGGAGUCGGGUUCAAACGGGACGAUUCGGCCAGCAGAGACGGUAGAUGCUACCGAGGGGCUAAAAACGGAUUUGAGAAAGAUCAAAGUGAGCGAAAUAAAGUCGCCACAAACGGACUUAUCCGUGACGAAAGCUAGCCAGGACCCUCCUCCAACAAGCGAUGCUAAUAUUAAUAUUAAUAACGAGGCAGCCGAGCCAACCCCCGAACCGACAGCGGGUACUGACACCGGCGAGGUGCAUGGUCCCGGACAAGGCGUGACGAGUGAGAAAGAGAACGUCAGCGGCGUGCCAGCCAAGAGAAUAAAGUUGGACGGUAAACGCCCGACUGGAUCCGAACCGAACCGGCUACUGUUGGUUCCGUUAGGGAAACCCAAAUCUGGAAGAAUCUGGAAAGAGCGUCACAAAAAAAGGUUUUCGAACAUGGUCAGCGACAAGCCGCUGAAAACUUCCUGGGAGAAAAAAAUGAAGGCAAAGGAGGAGAAGAAACUGACCAAGGAUUUAGCCAAUCAGCUGAAGGAAGACAAGGCCAAAGAGAAGGAGGACAAGAGAAAACGAAGGGAGGAGAAUCUCAAAAGAAAGCAAGAGAAUGAAAGGAAGUCGGAAAUUGUUCAAGUGAUCCGAAACCCGGCCAAGAUGAAACGCAUGAAGAGGAAGCAGCUGCGACGGAUCGAAAAACGAGACACCCUCGCCCUCCUCCAGAAAAACAAGAACAAAGCGGAACCCGGGAGCGGCCGGCCCAGAGUGCCGGGGAAGGCUAAGACCGGCGCGCCGGAGCACGCGGACUGACCCCCCACCCCCCAGGUGUUGCUAGGAGACGACGGAACCAUUCCAUUCCCGGGAGAUGGUUUUUCAGUUGGGUUGGCGACUCUCUCGUUCCCUCUGUCUAUGUCUCUUGUCUCAAGUCUUUUUCUUCUCUUUGUCUGUCUCUUAGUCUCUCUGUCAUGUUUACAUGUAGCGCGUCUCUCUCAUUAUAUUAUCAACAACAGAGAAAGACAAGGAGAGGUGAUUCUUUUUAUUGCAAGUGUUCCAUUGAAGUGUUCCAGGAGGGAGUCGUGGAAAUGAAUCUUCUUCAGUCAGAGACCCCGAACCCCGCGGCUUGUUCAUCUGAUAAGGGACUCGGUCAGAUCUGUGUGCGUUUUCUUAAUAAAGUUGUGCGUGGUUGAUAAA